Messenger RNA from Habropoda laboriosa, 1145 nucleotides. RefSeq names its product thiamin pyrophosphokinase 1. Gene Ontology annotation, molecular function: thiamine diphosphokinase activity; ATP binding; thiamine binding. Bases 1 to 939 code for a protein of 312 amino acids. Gene Ontology annotation, biological process: thiamine diphosphate biosynthetic process; thiamine metabolic process. The record is from RefSeq and is a predicted model, not a curated record. NCBI's taxonomy places the organism in Eukaryota, Metazoa, Arthropoda, Insecta, Hymenoptera, Apidae. The transcript is spliced from 6 exons.
AUGUGCAAUUUCAGAACUAUUUUGAAACUCAGUUUUAUCAUGAAUAGAGUCCAACAGUUAUUACUUUUAAAGAAAUAUAAAUCGAAUUCGAUCAUGCAACGUGAUCUGGACUUAAACAGAACAGUGUGGGAUCCUUUACAAAUAUUUAAUUGUGAUACACAUUAUAAAUAUGCUGUUGUUAUAUUAAAUAGUCCACUAAAUUGGAAAGAUGACAGUUUACUUCAAAUUUGGAAGAAAGCUCAGAUCAAAGUCACUGUCGAUGGUGGAACAUAUAGGUGGUUACAUUAUUUAAAAGAGCAAGGUAUAGAUCUAUUAAGAGAAAAUCAUAGUGAAUAUGUGCCACAUUUAAUUACUGGUGAUAUGGAUAGUUGCACUCCUUCAAUUCUUGAAAACUUAAAGCGUGUAGGUUCAAUGAUCAUUGAAACUCCUGAUCAAGAUCACACAGAUUAUGCAAAAGCUUUGUUUCAAUUGGGACAGUAUGCUACAAAAGAAAAUAUAAACUUAAAUGGAAUAUACGUAUUUGUAGACUCUUCAGGAAGAUUUGAUCAUAUCAUGGGAAAUAUUAAUACCCUUUAUAAAAGUGAAAAGCUUAUUGGACACAUACCGGUGAUCCAAAUUGCAAGCAGCUCAUUGACAUGGAUUUUGAGACCAGGUCUUCAUAAUAUAGUCAUUCCUAAAAUUUUGGUACAAAAUAGUAGUUGGUGUGGGCUUUUGCCAAUUGGUGCACCUGUUAAUUCGAUAAGAACAACUGGUUUGAAGUGGAAUUUAAAUAAUGCAACUUUACAAUUUGGGGCUUUGGUGAGUUCUUCAAAUACUUACGACAACUGCUCUGAAGUAACUGUAAAUACAGAUUCAUCAGUAAUAUGGACUAUGGGUAUUGAACCACUACAAAAAAAUAUAAAUAAUUAUGAAAUAUUUACAUCAAAUAAUUGCUGUUGAUGUUUAGUUAAUUGAUCAUCUUCAAUACUUAAAUGUUUUUGUGUAAUAGUGAAGCAGGUAUUUUGUAUAUGCAAUGUAGCAUUGUAUAUGAAAUGCAGAAAUAUCUCGUAGAUCGUUGAAGAUAUGAAAAAAUUGUUAUUACGAGAGUUAUUUGGUAUGGAGGGGGUCAUUGUAUGGUGCAAACAGUUUUUUGUACAUGAAAUUGU